Molecule: messenger RNA, 1984 nt
Organism: Xiphias gladius (swordfish)
Lineage: Eukaryota; Metazoa; Chordata; Actinopteri; Istiophoriformes; Xiphiidae
Gene: dcun1d1
Product: DCN1, defective in cullin neddylation 1, domain containing 1 (S. cerevisiae)
Exons: 7
Coding region: 290-1063 (257 amino acids)
Biological process (GO): protein neddylation; positive regulation of ubiquitin-protein transferase activity
Cellular component (GO): ubiquitin ligase complex
Molecular function (GO): ubiquitin conjugating enzyme binding; cullin family protein binding; ubiquitin-like protein binding
Source: RefSeq, a predicted model, not a curated record
CGACAAGUUGCUUCAAAAUAAAAGGGGCACUUGUUAAUAUUUCCAAAUUCGUUUAAUAACUAUUGAACUUUGAUAAAGUGUUACGAUAAAUGGGCAUCAUGUGUUAUGCAAUUGAUCGAAAGCGAACAAUUUACCAGUUUAGGAUAUGGUAUAAUUGAGGAGCGAGUCAUUUUGUGCCUUUAGCUUGAAGAGUGAUGCUUCAACCGGAAAAGUUUUUUACGUGACCCGUAAAAACUUUACACGCAUUAGCCAGCUGGAUGGGAGGAGAGGGAGUCGGGCGAAGACAAACAUGAACAAGCUGAAGUCCUCACAGAAGGAUAAAGUUCGCCAGUUCAUGAUUUUCACACAAUCCAAUGAGAAGACUGCACUGACCUGUCUGUCACAGAAUGACUGGAAACUAGAUGUUGCCACGGACAAAUUUUUCCAAAAUCCAGAGCUCUAUGUUUCAAAUCUAAAGGGAGCCUUAGACAAGAAGAAGCUUGAGCAGCUUUACAACAGAUACAGAGAUCCUCAUGAUGACAACAAGAUUGGAAUCGAUGGGAUCCAGCAGUUCUGUGAUGACAUGGGUUUGGAUCCGGCCAGUAUAAGUGUCCUCCUCAUAGCCUGGAAGUUCAGGGCAGCAACACAGUGCGAGUUCUCAAAACAGGAGUUCAUGGAUGGCAUGGCUGAACAGGGGUGUGACAGUAUAGAGAAGUUAAAAGCUCAGCUGCCAAAGAUGGAGCAAGAGUUAAAGGACCAAGGGAAAUUUAAGGACUUUUACCAGUUUACAUUUAAUUUUGCAAAGAAUCCUGGCCAGAAAGGUUUGGAUUUAGAAAUGGCAAUUGCAUAUUGGAAUUUAGUCCUGGUUGGAAGAUUCAAGUUCCUGGACUUGUGGAACAGGUUUUUAGUUGAGCACCACAAAAGAUCAAUUCCUAAAGACACUUGGAACCUCUUACUAGACUUCAGCACAAUGAUCACAGAUGACAUGUCGAAUUAUGAUGAGGAAGGAGCAUGGCCGGUCCUUAUUGAUGACUUUGUGGAGUUUGCACGGCCACAUAUCGGGACCAAAAGCACAGCAGUUUAAGGGCUGCUCUCACUGAAAGAACAUCCACAUGAUGUUUCUACAAAACAGAGAGCGCAGUGAAUGGCGGACAAGGGGACCACACUGAGCUGAGAACUAAGUUGCCUUUUCAACCCUCAGGACUGAAAUAUUUUACACAGCAGAGACUUUAUAUGUGUGUGUGCGUGUAUGUACAUAUAUAAAAAGGCAUAUCUCUUUUCUUGGUCAACUUGUGGUGGUUUGGAACUUUUUAUCUAAAGUAUUAGGCUUUUUGUGUGCGCUCAAGCCAACUACAGAGGAGUCACCAUCUUUGCCCACGUGGUUGGGCUCCGCUCAAAAGCAGGUAGAUAGACACUUUUGGAUUGUAAUGUAAACACGAGGGUUCGCCAGGGGAUGUCGGUCUUUAAAUAUUGAAUUUUAACACUCUUGUGUGCAUUCAGGAUUUUGCUUUUGUUUUACAAAUACAUUUGUGUGACAAGUCAGUAUAAAACAUUGAUUGUAAUUUUUUAAGCAUAAUGCUGUUUGUUUAAACACAAAUGUAUAAAGAUAAAAUAAAUGUUUCAAUUUGGUAUCUUUAAAGUUGCCCAGCCUCUGCGCAUUUCUCUGUUUUAAAGAAAAAAGAAAAAAAAAAGAAUAGAUAAAGGUGAUGUACUGAGCAAUCAUUCUUUGUAGGCUUUGGAUAAUGAAUACUGUAGGUUGUUAUGAUUUAGGGCUUUCAUAGAUCUGAAGAACGUUUUGUUAAAUUAUGUCAAAUGCCAUCCACAAUGGAAGUUAUUUGUUCCUCUCACUGCAAUACAAGUGCUGUUUUGUUAAUGGUUUAGUAGAGGUUUUGGUUUACAAUUGGCAGGUAUUUACCCUUAAUUAUUACAAUUUUCUUUCAACUUGGAGGAGGCUGUGUAACUGAAUUUUUAAGCUGAAUGUAGACACUGGUCUUAAAAACAAUUU